This is a messenger RNA of Diospyros lotus (date-plum), 455 nucleotides long. RefSeq lists its product as uncharacterized. Lineage: Eukaryota; Viridiplantae; Streptophyta; Magnoliopsida; Ericales; Ebenaceae. The record is from RefSeq and is a predicted model, not a curated record. The transcript has a single exon. The coding region runs from base 69 to 377 and encodes 102 amino acids.
CAUCAUCACUAUAACAAGGCAAACCAAAGGAAAAGAAUUCAGUUUCAGUGAACGGGGGGCAGAGAGAGAUGGAUAAACAGGUGAAAUUAGAGGAGGAGGUGGGGGAGAAGAAGGGAGAAUUGAAAUUAGGGGAGGAGCUGCAGCAGCACCAACCACCCAACGUUUCAGCCAUGGAACCCCUCACAAGAGAAGCUUACGGCGGCGGAAUGUACGGAGCGGAGCCGCAGGUGGCCGAGAAACCCAGAAAUAAGGCACCGGCAAGUGAGACGCAGAGUGCAGAUGGGCCGACCGAACCUGACCCCCAACCAAAGCACCGCCCUCCGCCGUCUACCGGAGAUCGGGAUCUUGACAUCACCGGCCAAUCUUACAUUCAGUGACCACUUCUCAACCAUCCACCCUUACAUUUAUUUCUCCACUCUUGCGAGUAAUUUGAAUUUCCGUGUCUAAUUUUUGUU